Zymoseptoria tritici IPO323 is the source of this 2565-nucleotide messenger RNA. RefSeq lists its product as uncharacterized. The transcript has a single exon. The coding region runs from base 1 to 2565 and encodes 854 amino acids. Gene Ontology annotation, molecular function: ATP binding; ATP hydrolysis activity; DNA binding. Gene Ontology annotation, cellular component: nucleus. NCBI's taxonomy places the organism in Eukaryota, Fungi, Ascomycota, Dothideomycetes, Mycosphaerellales, Mycosphaerellaceae. The record is from RefSeq and is a predicted model, not a curated record.
AUGCCCUACAUGGCUUCCUCGCCGCCUCUCACGCCAUCGCCGAUCAAGAAACGCAAGUUCGCAGACAUUGAUCUCGGCACGAGCUCUCUUGGGCUGGGAAAGAGCUCGUUGAACAAGAGGAGUGACACUGGAGCGACGCAUACAUUCGAGGCUCGACAACAGCCUGUCGAUCCGCAAACGCACACGAUCAAGGCGCAGCGAUCCUACUUUGGCAUUGACAUCCAUCGUCUACUGGAGGAUGCUCAAGCGGAAGAGACGACACCCAAGCCGACUGUUGUCGACCUUCCAACUCCACCCGCCGAGCUGGCCUCGAAGACAUCUUCCUUACUAUGGACAGAAAAAUACCGCGCGAAGAAGUUUACGGAUUUGAUCGGAGACGAGCGGACACAUCGUGCGGUGAUGCAUUGGCUGAAAAGGUGGGACCAGAUCGUGUUUCCAGGCUCAUACAGACCGAAGAAGCCAAAAGGAUCAGACGAUACAGCAUUCGUGGAGAGACCUCUGAGGAAAAUCCUUCUUUUGACGGGGCCGCCUGGACUCGGCAAGACAACACUCGCACACGUCUGCGCCAAACAAGCCGGAUACGAGGUGCAAGAGAUUAACGCAAGUGAUGAACGAAGCAGCAGUGUUGUCAAGGGCCGGAUUCGGGACAUGGUUGGCACAGAGAACGUCAAGGGAAUUGACACGAAGACUGCAAGUGGGCACACAAGAAAAGCUGGAAAGCCCGUAUGCGUGAUUGUAGACGAGGUCGAUGGUGUCGUAGGAGGCAGCGGAGGAAGUGGAGAGGGCGGAUUCGUCAAGGCUUUGAUCGAUCUCAUCAUGCUGGACCAAAAGAACUCGACACCUUUAGGCUCACUGCAGCAAGCGCCGACGAAAAAGAAAAAGGGCGAACGAUUCAGAAUGCUGCGUCCGUUGAUUUUGGUGUGCAACGACGUAUACCACCCUUCGCUUCGACCUCUGCGAAACAGCUCGGUCGCUGAAGUCAUUCGGGUCGGAAAAGCGCCGGUGCAAAACAUGAUCUCUCGACUACAUGGCAUCUUCCAAAAAGAAGGCGUGCCUUGCGAGACGGACGGCGUGAGAAGGCUUUGCGAGGCAACAUGGGGAGUCAGCAAUCGGAAGGAAGAUCGCCAUGGUAGCGGAUCCGGAGAGGGAGACAUGCGCGGUAUUAUGGUCGUCGGAGAGUGGGUGGCAGGCAAGCUACGUGCCUCGAACGAUGCCAGUCUGACCCGGAAAUGGGUGGAAGACAAUGUUCUCAAAGAUCUUGCACAUGAUGGCGGCGCAGCGAGGGGACUGGGAAGAGGCGGACCCAAGGACAUUGUGGAUCGAGUCUUUCAAGAAGGCGCAGGAUUCCCCAAGCAGUCCAACAUUGUCACAUCACAACACACCUCUGCUGGCAAUACUGGCGUCAAAGGCGUCGCAGAAGGCAUUCGCCGCACUGUAACUGGGCGGCUUCGCGAGCUCAUCAACACUCAUGGCGACACGGACCGCAUCAUGAGCGACUGUUUCUCCUCCUAUCCUGAUCAUCCCUUCCAAGACGACACACUCCUCUCCAAACCCGACUCCGCCUACGAAUGGCUGCACUUCCACGACAAGCUCUCUUCCGCCGUCUUCACCACCAACGAAUGGGAACUGGCACCAUACCUCAGCACACCCAUCCUGGCCUUCCAUCACCUCUUCGCCUCACCAACUCGCUCCCAAUACAUCGCUCCCGCCGACGCGGCCGAUGACGAACCCGCACCUCACCCCUUUUCCGGUCCUGGCGCAUCCUGGGCCGCCCACGAAACUGAAAAACAAAACUCCGCCCAUCUCCAAACCCUGCAAUCCUCUCUCUCCGUCCCUCUCUCCCGCUGCUUCAGCUCCGUACCUGAUCUCGCCACGGACCUCCAACCCUUCCUCCUCCGCAUGCUCACACCCUCGAUCAACCCUAUCAUCGUUGGCGGCAGCAACAAAGACAAAUCCAUCGCUUCCGUGCGAAAAGCGUCAGAACAGACCCUCGUCAAGCGUGCCGUCAACGCCAUGUCAGCGACAGGGGUACGCUUCGACAGGGUCAAGGUCACGGACGACUCGUCCAGCAGAAGCGGAGGAGGGAUGUUCGGCGGCGCGAACGAGUGGAUCUACCGCAUGGAGCCUCCCCUCGAUACGCUGUGCACCUUCGAGACGGGCGGCAAGGGCUUUGGCGAUGCCGGCGCGUCGAAAACCCGCUUCGCCGUCCGGCAAGUCCUCGACCAGGAAUGGAAGAAGGAGGAGUUCCGACUCGCAGAGGAAGCGCGUCUCGCCCGUCUGGGUGUUUCGAGUCUUGCGCCCGCCUCUGCUCCCUCUUCAAUCGCAGCCGCCCAGAGAGCAGGAGCACCUGUCGGCGAUGCGGAGGCUAUGGCGGCUGCAAAUCGACGCGUCGCAAAAGACUUUUUCGGACGACCGGUCAAAGCGCUGGGUGUGGAGGCGCAGAAGACAAAGGAUCGAGAGGACAAGGAGAAGAUGGGGCCGAGUGUGUGGGUGGCUUUUCAUGAAGGAUACUCCAAUGCGGUGCGGAAACCGAUUGGGUUGAGGGAGUUUUUGAGGGAGUUGUAG